UUUUUCUGACAUAAUUCAAUGUUUUAUUUGCAUGUUUACAUAUAUUUGUAUUGAGCCAUAAUAAGAACAAAAUUCAACAACCAAACAUGUAUUGCAUCUCUUCUUAAGGGCAGAAAAACCAGCAGAAGAAUAACAAGAUAAAAAACGAUGUCAGUUGUAGAAGAUUCCGCCACAAAACAUUUAGAAACUUCUAGUUCUUUCAACAAAGAAUUGAGUGCCCCAGUCCCAGCUCCUAUUCAGAGAGAUCCAGUGGAGGAACGAAGAGCAAAAUGCACGUUCUCUCAGCUAAUUACUGCUGUUGCCGUUUCCCUUUUGUCUUUGGUCAUGGGAUACGCAACCGCAUACACUUCACCAGCUGAAGCUUCCCUCAGAAGGGAUAUGUACUUGGGUAAUGGUGAGAUAUCCUGGAUUGGCGGACUAUUGCCGCUUAGUGCAGUUUUUGGCGGGCUCUUGGGUGGCAUUUCAAUUGGGUAUUGUGGAAGAAAGGGAACCCUUUUUCUCAUCAACAUAAUAUUCCUCAUAUCGUGGUUGCUGAUAUAUUAUGCAGAAAACUUUUACUAUAUAUACGUGAGCCGAUGUCUGGCAGGAUGCAGUUUAGGACUGGCCACACUAACGCUACCAGUUUAUUUAGUUGAAACUUUACAACCUGAAGUGAGAGGUGUCCUUGGACUGUUACCAAUGACCUUCGGAAACAUCGGAAUACUUUUAUGUUUUAUAUACGGAAUCUUCGUCGAAUGGAAAUUCUUAGCUGCCAUCGGAAUAUUGCUUUCUCUCCCAUUCCUGGUUUUCUUCUUAUGGAUAAUUCCCGAGUCGCCCACAUGGUAUCUUCAUAACAACAAACCAGAUAAAUGCAUGAAAACGUUGGCUUGGCUGAGAAACGAUAAACAAGACGUGACGGAAGAAUUCAACAAUUUGGUGAGAGCGCACAACGAAAAGAAAUCAAGAAACACAAGAUUAACCACCCUGUUCAAGCAUCCCAAUCUCAAGCCUCUGUCGAUCAUUUUAUGCCUCAUGUUCUUUCAACAAUUCAGCGGCAUAAACGCGGUAAUUUUUUAUACCACCUCAAUAUUUCGAGCAUCCAGAUGGGACCUAUCUCCUAUGGUUUGUACAACCAUCAUUGGUUUGGUUAAUUUAUUGGCGACAUUUCUCGCGAAUGGACUCAUAGAUAAACUUGGAAGGAAAUUACUACUACAAGCUUCCAGUAUAAUGAUGACAAUGGGUUUAGGAUGUUUGGGGUUCUACUAUUAUGUGAAAGAAAUACUAGACGUUGACGUUGAGGAGUAUGGUUUUUUAACUCUCAUCAAUCUGAUAAUAUUUGUUGCUGGAUUUUCGAUCGGAUUCGGACCAAUACCGUGGCUGAUGAUGGGCGAGCUUUUACCACUCGAAAUAAAAAGUCUCGCUGCCGCUUUAGCUACAUCUGUCAACUGGAUAUGCACUUUUGUUAUUACUGUCACAUUCCCGUCCAUAACGCAAAUGUUUGGUUAUUUUGCCGUUUUCUGGUUUUACUGUUGUAUGGUUAUCACCGCUGGCUUACUCACUUGGCUAUUUGUACCAGAAACAAGGGGAAGAAGCCUUGAUGACAUUGAAAGAAGAUUAUCAGGACAUCAAAAUAUUCAACAUGCCAAGUCAAUUGCUAUGUUAAAACCUUUUCCUGCAACCACUAUGUAAUGUAUGAUAAUUAUGUAUGUAUUAAUGAUAAAAAUUUCAUGUGAAAAAUCUCGUAUC
This is a messenger RNA of Coccinella septempunctata (seven-spotted ladybird), 1725 nucleotides long. RefSeq names its product facilitated trehalose transporter Tret1-2 homolog. Bases 148 to 1668 code for a protein of 506 amino acids. Gene Ontology annotation, cellular component: membrane. The record is from RefSeq and is a predicted model, not a curated record. Gene Ontology annotation, molecular function: sugar transmembrane transporter activity. Gene Ontology annotation, biological process: transmembrane transport; carbohydrate transport. NCBI's taxonomy places the organism in Eukaryota, Metazoa, Arthropoda, Insecta, Coleoptera, Coccinellidae. The transcript has a single exon.